This is a messenger RNA of Achroia grisella, 561 nucleotides long. RefSeq lists its product as uncharacterized. Lineage: Eukaryota; Metazoa; Arthropoda; Insecta; Lepidoptera; Pyralidae. Bases 1 to 561 code for a protein of 186 amino acids. The record is from RefSeq and is a predicted model, not a curated record. The transcript has 4 exons.
AUGUCAGAAUCAAUGAACUAUAGAGUUCAGAUAGAGCCUUCGGUGACAAGAUGCUGCUUUUGGAUACCGCUAAGAACUGGAUGCAUUAUUCUGGGAUAUUUGAAUUUGGUCAGUACAUUGCUGAGCAUCAUCGCAACCAUUACUGUGACCACAAUUCUUGGCUACGCAACAAAUGGCUUCAACCACUUCGAUGUAUCCAAGGAAGUUGAAAUUCAAAGUGUUCCACAGUUUUCUGAAUCCUCACAACAAACUGUUUUAUUUAGGAUUGCGUGGUUUAUCACGAUCAUUCUGUUCACCAAUUUUGUCUGGGUUAUCAUCAAUGCUGCCUGGUUGAUUGAAGUGCAUAAGAAACGUUCUGGCUUUUUUCGUGUCUUCAUCUCAUUGGCUUCUUUAAGGUUGAUAGUGAUAAUAAUUGGGAACAUUUAUCUUCUACAUAGUUAUGGAUCUUUCAGCCUUGUCACAAGCAUCUUCGAAAUUAUUAACUUUGUUCUGACUGCAUACUUCAUUCAGAUCUACAGUAAAUACGUCAAGCACAUGGAAAAUGAAGAAUUUAACAAGUGA